Messenger RNA from Lytechinus pictus (painted urchin), 2160 nucleotides. Its product is annotated as small integral membrane protein 7-A-like. NCBI's taxonomy places the organism in Eukaryota, Metazoa, Echinodermata, Echinoidea, Temnopleuroida, Toxopneustidae. The coding region runs from base 130 to 360 and encodes 76 amino acids. The record is from RefSeq and is a predicted model, not a curated record. The transcript has 5 exons.
GGUAGACGCCCUCUACUGGUACGAUACGUGGCAGAAUAAAUGAAAACGUCAACGGAGUCAGAGAGCUGAACUAAAAUUUUGUGACAUAAAUACCUCUUUUCCACCAAUUCUGAUACUACAAAAUACACUAUGAUCUCAAAUAUUCUUAUAUUCGGGACUCUAAUGAUAAAUGCUGGAGCAGUGUUGAACUUCAAGUUUAAAAAGAGAGGUGACAAAGUUGGCUUUGAUGACAAUAUUGGAGAACCAACAACAGGUGAUAAAGUUCGUGAAUUUCUUCUGAAUCUGAGAUACUUCAGGAUAUUCAUUGCUUUAUGGAACAUAUUGAUAAUGUUUCUCAUGUUGGUAUUCUUUGGAUCAUGACGCUUUGGUCACGAACAUCAUGAUAAGGCCUGGAAUACAGUCUGCAAUAGAACAAUACACAAAGUGAUCGGUUGCACUUCGUGGAAAACAUUGUGAUAUCUAUCCAUUUGGACUGUGUUGAAAGACAGGAGAAACAAGAAGGCAAUACCUUGAUGAAAGGAGCUAUAUCGGAGACACCUCCUCAGUUGGAGACUCUGCUGCUCUAUGUGUGGAGUUGACACUUGGUAUAGACCACUGAAGAUGUUACAGCCGCUAAUGUAUGUGCCUUUGAUGUUGACAUCUUUAGGAUGAAUACUCCAGGAUCAGUAGCUCUCGCUUCAAUUACUCCUCUGCAUAUGCUACAAGAGAAUCCUUUAUGAUAGGUAGUCUAAUAGUCUGCAGGCACAAACCCUGAUUAACACAUGAAUCAACAAGUGGGUCCAGUGACAAGUCUAUUUCAAGUUCCAAAUUGUACAUAGUUACAAUGUAGGAAAUCUUAGUAUAUAACUUUGAUUCAACUUAUUUACCUUUAAUGUAGAACACUUUUCACAAGUAGGGAUUUGCGCGUGCAAAAUAGAUGGUAGAGGCUUGAAACUAAGGCAAAGUCAGAACAUUGAAUGACCUUGAAACAACCGCAAGAAGUAAAUCAGUCGAUAGUGUUAGUAAACCAUUUAAAACAUUUUCAGUUGACAGGGAUUAAGACUAGCCUAAUUAUUACUAACAUUCAUGUCUUACACUUAUGAAAUAGGCUUCAAGUUACAUCAUUAAAUGAUUUUCUUUACAAAGAUGUCUUGAAGAAGACUAAGUGAGAUAACAGUUUCUGCAAAAUUUGGAUAGUCAUUAGAGGGUCAAUAAAUCCCAUCCCAGUGCGAGAUUUUUUCUUUAUUCAUGACCUUAACUUAACCUUGAAACAUGAGCAAACUGCCCUUUUGUGUGUUUUCAGAAAAAAUGUCUACUCUCCAAUGGUCAAUUUGCGGUAAUAUAAAAAUAAUUGAUCAAUUUAUUUGCUCUAGCAAAUCCAUAUCAUAUUACCAUUUGGUCUCCAUGUCACUUCUAAUUCCCAUGGAGUGGCGCCGGGGUAUGAUGGGGGGGGGGGGCAUCAUCUUCAAAGAAGGUAUGCGUAAACUUGUUUUGAAACCUUCAUUUUACCCCAGACAAUUGCACCCUAUAAGAAAAAUAUGAAAAACCUUAUAAAGGAGAUAUUCUGGUCAAAUAUUUAUUGCUCUCAUGCUUUUCUGCAUGAAAGGAGGUACGUUAUUAUUGACAUUUUUCAAAUAGUUUGAGACAGUUCCUUCACAGUUCAAUCUUAUGUCCAGAACUUCUAUAGGAUGGCCUAUUAGUUCUGAACUUCUGACCCUAAAUUCACAAUUUACACACAAAAAAGUGUCCCUGAGUCAUUAAAUAAUUUUUAAGCAUCCACUUUUUAAGUUUUAUGGUACAUAUUAUUUUAUAUCUGUUUUCUUGGAUCAUUUGCUUUGCUAUAAAUGACUAAGUUAUGUUUAAUUAUAGUUAUAAUUUCUGGGUCAAGUGCAGUACAAUUAUAAAUAUGAUGGCUUUGGAAUACUUCCCCCUACCUACUGAAUCAAAGGAAAGUGUAAAAAUUCUUAGUCUUUUGGCAUGUAAAUCAAAAUGAAAAUGAAGAAGUUGUUAUGUUUAUUUGUUGAAUUAUAAUGAUUUCCUCCUUCGUCCUUUGCUUUAGCAUAUAGCUUUUUUUAUAUUUGAACAAAAAAGGUGUAAAAUAUUUAUGCUGUACAUUUAUAUCACCAUAUGACUUAUGACCUUUUCUAUGGAAUAAAGUUAUAAAUAAUAAUGAAGAAAUUA